CUGUUGAUUGGCAUCCACAUAAAUCGCUUUUAGCAUCCCGAUCAAAAGAUAAUUUAAUUAAAUUUUGGGAUCCGAAAUCUGGAAAAAGUGUUUAUACACUUCAUGGGCAUAAAAAUACAAUUCUUGGACUGCAGUGGAAUAGGAAUGGAAAUUGGCUAGGAACAGCUGCCAGAGAUCAAUUAGUUAAGGUUUAUGAUAUUAGGAUGAUGAAAGAUUUACAAACGUUUCGUGGGCAUAAUAAAGAAGUUUGCUUCCCAACGGCUAUUUCAUGGCAUCCAUUUCACGAAAGAUUAUUAGUGACUGGUGGUUCAGAUGGGUGCUUGAUGUUCUGGAUUGUUGGUCAAGAUACUUUGGUGGAAGCAGUGGAAUUCGCACAUGAUCAAAAUGUUUGGUCACUUGAUUGGCAUCCUCUUGGCCAUAUCUUGGUCUCGGGGUCAAAUGACCAUUCAACAAGAUUUUGGACGAGAGCACGUCCUGGAGAUACAGUUCAAGACAAAUAUCAUGUGGGUAGGCAGAAAGCCGAGGAACUCGGAUUGAAAGAUGUAGAUAGUGACGAAGAUGAUGAUCCUGUCCCAGGUUUAACAUUCUUUAAUGGUGGCUUGAUGAGCGGCUUUCUCCCAGUUCCCAUGAAUCCUCAUCCUGCGGUUAGAACAGAUUUCGUUCAAGCACCACAGUCACUAGUACAAAUAGACCAGAAUCGAGAUCUCACACCACCUAGACCAAUGGAUAUUGGAGACAUUUCUUAUGUAUCUACAAGUAGUGUCAACAUUGAAGAUGUACCUGGGCUUGGAAUGUUACGUAAUAAUAUACCGUUGAAUCCUUCACCACAACUACGCCCUCAAUGGACAGCGCCAAAUACUGGACCUACACCAAGACCUGGUACACAGCAACAGGGUCAACGUUGGGGUGGGCAAAGAG
Molecule: messenger RNA, 918 nt
Organism: Racocetra persica
Lineage: Eukaryota; Fungi; Glomeromycota; Glomeromycetes; Diversisporales; Gigasporaceae
Source: the annotation of a GenBank genome assembly